UCGCCGCGCUCACCUCGGCGUCGUCAGAGUUGCGGUGUCCACGUUCGUCGGCAGUUGUACAUUAUACACAUUCAGAUAUUCGUAACGAAAAAAAACGCGUGAUUUUAUAAUUCAUCCACAUACACCUAAAGAAAUUAAUAUAUUUUACUUAAAUAAUAUAAAAUAAACGUGUUUUUCUUUUAAAAUACAACAGUUGUGUAGUGUUUAAAUAAAAAUUUUGUUUGUGACAAAUUUGAGGCCAGUGGUGCCGAAAUUCUCGGAAAAAAGGCAAAAUUUUAAGCAUUUGGAUACCUCUACGCAAGUAACUCAACUGGUGGUUGGUUUUAAAGUGCCUCCUGUGUUUGCCUGUGUGUGGUUCAUCUCAAGGCUGCGUGUUGUGUAAAAGAACGGACGAGUGCGUGCGGUUCGGGGUUACUACACUACACCACCAUCUUGUGAUCUCACUUACCGUAGUAGAGUAGCGAGAUGCGUUCCCAUGCCGCAUGCCAGCGCUAGUUCGCUGCCCUACUGCGACCACUACUUCUUCUUCUUCACCCAGAAGAAGACAACGCACGCGAGAUGACCGCUGCAAGGUGUGCCGAUGAAAGCCAACGGUGAGACAAGGCUGGAUCCCAGCAUGGAGAAGAAAGCCUCGCUGCACAACGCAACGGUUGUCACCACCACAACAGUGGACAUGGAUGGCAUACCGAAACAUCAACACAACACUCCACCACAAUAUCUACGCUAUAUGCAGCAGGGGUUGAAAAUACCAAACAACCAACUACAACAACAACAUCUGAGGCAGUCUCCGAUGAUCCAUCAACAUGUCCAUCAACCUUAUAUGAAUAAACCACCGGGGAACUUGUACAACACUGCGAAUAUUCAUACAAAUCCGCUGCACGUGCAUUACAACAACCAGUACAUCUAUCAACAGAACAAACUCAAACAACAUCAGCAACAGUUGUCUCCCUUAUCCCCGAUUUAUCAAACUCAUCAACAUGCUACAACCUAUCAACAUAAUCCGAAUCUUACACCGCAACCAUGGGUUCCACCUCAUUCCAGUGUCAAUGCGGUGUAUCAGUCUCAGAAUCAGAUCAAGUCUGAACCUGGGACUCCUACUACUACAACUAGUUCUACUAAUACGAUGAAUACCAAUAUGAAUUUGAAUACGAGUAAUACCACCCCGGUGCAUAAUAAACACCGGGAGUUGGAGAGGAGGAAGUCUGGAGGGCAUACGCAGUUGAGGUCACCUUCAGCGAAACGUCCCAGUGAUGCUCCGGUUACGUUGCAGGGGUGGUUGCAUAAGCAAGGGUCGGAUGGGUUGAUGUUGUGGAAGAAGAGGUGGUUUGUGCUUUCGGAAUAUGUUUUGUUUUAUUAUAAAGGUCCAGAAGAAGAAAAAUUACUGGGAUCUGUCCUACUGCCAUCGUAUAGAGUGUCUAUUUGUGGUCCAGAGGAUAGAGCAAACCGGAAGUUUGCUUUCAAAUGUGAACAUACCAACAUGCGGACCUAUGUGCUUGCAGCUGAUACUCAGGAGUUGAUGAUGCAAUGGGCCCGAGCGCUUAACCUCGCUAGUUUACUCCAGAGCAACAUUGAGUCUGAUUCUUCUUUAAACACUCCAUCUUCAUACAAUCCACUCAAUGAAACAAUUGAAUCCAACUAUAGUCACAACCCAAUCAUCCAACAACAACCACAACCUCAGUCCCAAGCUCAAAUUAUGCGUCUACCACUCCACGCGCAUUCAUCAAGCAACACGACCGAGUUUAGCAAUCCGAGCCAGGAUCUCAAUCACCACAUGAAUCUGAGUCAGUAUAAUCAGCCGCUGUACGCGAACGCACCUCCCAAACCACGCCGGCUUAAUGACACCGGAUAUUCCUCGCCGAGUCCCGACACGCUCGAGCGCUACAAUGAACCGAAAUAUGUCACUCUACAACCACCUGCGUACCUGCGCAACAUGUCAAAGUCUAACUCCGUAUACAGUCAAGACAGUGUUUAUAAUCAAGAGUAUCAAGGUCAACAACAACAACACCAACAACUGCAGCAGUAUAUCGCACAGAAUACCGAACGUCGCACGCCGGAUACCUAUGGGAGGUCCAAGACGCACAUGUUGAAUGGCACCGCACAAAAUGGCCGCCAUCCAUCGGAUUAUGAAGAUAUCUAUGCGGAGCAAUACAUGUAUAAGAGACCUUUGAGUCCCUUGGCGUAUAAUAAGUCGAUAUCUAUUACUACUCCCAUGACUCCUAUCCAAAGAUCAUAUACACCUAUGUCUAUUACCAGGAGUGAUUCCAGAGAGGUUAGAAAGUCUCCGAAUUCAGUUCCACGACCGCAUAGUGCUGAUUUUUUAGAAUAUGAAGCUACACAUAGAUUGAAUCAGGCUAUGAGUGUUAAUCCACAACCAGCCCGGCCCAAAUCCAGCCUGGAUAUCAACCGUAACGGAGAUAAUUAUUUCUACUCCGAGGAGAGAUAUGCAGAAAAAAUGAGAAAAAGCGCGCAGUAUUUGUCCAAGUUACCAGGGAAAUACAGCACACCUCCAAGGAGAUCACAUGAAAUCCAAGCGGAUAAUACUUUUCCUCUGAUGAGGUCCAAUACACAACCCUUGAAUUAUGCUACAACCCCUGUUGAGUAUUCUUCAACUCGUAGGGAGUCUCUACCUCUACAACCGACGAGAUGUAGAAGUGUUUUGAGUGAAGGAUCUAUUUCAAAGGAGUUAGAUGGAGAAUUAUAUGGUAGUCAAUAUAAAGAACUCCCCAACGCACAAACAGACCAUCUCUAUGGUCAUCGUUAUGAUCACUUGAGAGAAUACGACCCGUUUACACGCUCUGCAAGCGCUCGACUUGCCAACAUCGAGCAGCGACUGCAAGGCGACGGUCGAGCGAGCAUGAACAAAGAAGGUGAAAGAAAGAGAGAAGAAUCGAUGAAACGCCUCCUGGAAUGGAAGCAGCGGAUGUUGCAGAGUCCACUCAACAGGAAGGUGAAUCAGAAUGUGAACAAAACCUACAGUAAACCGGAAUAUUACAAACGUGCGAGUAGUUAUGCUCGGCAUGUUGAUGGGCGGUCAGCUAUGGGUCAAUACAACAGCUAUUCGUCGGAUGAUGAAGAUAAAUCCGGGCAGAUCGAUAAGAAGAACGUCUACGAAUCGGACACCCUCAAGAGAUUGAAAGUGCCAGACAUGCAGAACCCACAACAGAGGAAUGUUUAUCCUUCAAAAAAAGAUGAGAAAUUUGUUUCGGAUGAGGAUGGGAUUGUUAGAAGGACACACAGUUUAGAAGGGUUAUUAGAGAAUGUCCUUGGGGAUAGUGAACAACAGAUAGACCCUAAUGAAGGGAGUUAUCUUUGGGAAGAGGAUUCUAUCUGGAGGGAGAGAUUAAGAGAUGCCAGUCAAAGACAUACAAAAAGUCUAGAUGACUUAGACUGUGUGGGGAUAGCGAAUGUAACAAAUUCCAAAAUGGCCACGUCUCCCAAAGAGCCCAAAAGCAAAAAACCAUCUAGAGCUAUCACCAGAGAUGUGGUCUAUGUCAAUGACACUGUAUACAACAUGCCGGUACAAGAGAAAUUCGCUAAACAACCACCAGAACAAAGUUUGAGUACUACUAGUACAAGCACAAAACAAAAUGCCGGAUCAAAAUCAGCUUCGUUUAUAAUAGAUCGAGAGAAACUCCGUCAGUGGGACUUGAUGUCAUCCGCGUCGUCAGCGGGUGCGCGUGCGACCGCCUCGGCGGAGGUGGAGUUUGUUGGCGGCGGUGGUGACGGAAACAGAGCGUCGCAGCCGGUGGCCCAAGAAGCAGCUUCAGGUUCGCUCUCGAUGGGCAUGCAUAACAUGGCGGCCAUGCAACGUGACUAUCAACAGCACCAAUCGAGAUCCACCUCUAACCUACAUCGAAGUUAUGACAGUGAUUAUACUAUUUGGCAGGAUUAUUAUCUCAGUCCUGCACCGAGUCAACAAAACAUCGAAGCGGAAAACCGGAAGACGCCUUGGAAUGCAAAAGUAAAGUUAUCAGCUGGUGACCUCCUGGGUCGUACCCACGAGGAGCUCGUCCUCCUCCUGAUUCAAUUGCGCCGACAGAGCACGAAUAUUUGCCAUGCGAUCGAAGCGGGUUAUAAUGAAAUUGACAGUAUACAGGCCCAAUUGCACUUGAUGGAUGCCGCUAAACGCAUGGAAAGUCUUCAGAAACUGGAAGCAAUCAAACAACAUCUUCUAGACUUAGAAAAACAGUACGAGAAAGGGAAACCCAUGGUGAAUCUGGUUGAUAAUAUGGUUAAACUUGGUUCGUUGUACAAGUUCCCCAGCUCAGAUAGAUCUAGUAGUUAUACCACGAGAGAUAGAAUUGAGUUUAACCAACAGAUGCAAGAGAAGAAACUCCUGGAUGACGAAAGACGUGAUUGGAACCGUAUUAAUUCAAGUCACCUGCAACUACAGGAGAAGGUCCAACAGUUAUAUGAGUUGGAUCAAUUGAUCCAGGAAGGUUCAGGUACCCUACAAGGUCUUCAACAAGAUAAAGAGGAUAUUGAAAGAGCUCUUGGAGGGAUUCGUAGUAGACUAAUGCAGGGUUACAAUGAUCCAGAGAUUAUCGAGAAAGCUAAGAAGCAACAGUCUAUUUUAGAGAAUGAACUCAGUAGAGUACACCUAAUGCUCGCACAGAACUCCAAACAGUUAGAGGAGACUGUCGCGGGUAAUGCUAGAUUGGAACAGGAGUUAUUGGUCCUGAGACAGAAACUCCAAGCAUCCAAACAGAACCAAAACAGGUCCUCACCACAGUUUUCCAACCCAGGUGAUAGCCUGACUUGUGGGAUAGGUAAUAUUGGUAACAGUAAUGGUCUAAUGGAAUCUGACCUUCAAAAAGUCCAACAAAAAGUCGGGGAUCUUCAAAAACAACGACAAGAGUUGAGUUUGCAGGUGAGACAACUCACAGACAGGUCUAGUAUUCCCAUGAAGUCAUUUGAUGGUAAAAAGAGGAUCCACUCCGGAUGGAGGGAGACAGACCUUGAUACAAUGUACAUCAGAGAUCAUGGUGAAUCAAAUUGGGAGAGUAAUUCAUCCAUACCAUCAUCAAUGUCUCCAUUGUACAUUCGUACAGAUCUCAAAGGACAAGGACCAGUUCAAAAUCAAAUUCAAAAUAAUCCCCAGGAAGACAUCUAUGGUGGGACCACACCAGUUGAUGAUUACUCCACCAAUCAUCAGUUUACAAUGCCACUGCCACAAGAGAAACCCGAAAUCAAAACCGUGCGUAUUGUCAAACGUGAAUCCGAACGUCGGCAUCGUGAUCGUGACCGUGACAAGGUCACACCGAGUGGUCCAAGUGGUCCAAACAAAUACGACGCUUUAAUCGAAGAUGAUUUCUAUGUCACUUCAAGCCCAACUAGACCUACAACCCUAAGCGUGCAGAAAGCAACCAGUAGCACAAACCUAACCUAUCCGGAAGAUAACCUAAGCCGAACCAGUUCAACACCCAGUAUAUCUCAAUACGAGAAAGAUGCUUCACCUGUAUUGUCUCCAGUGUUUAAAAGUGAAGCCGCAAGGCAGAUAAUCACUGAAAUCGGCCAGGAAACACCUAAGAAUAAAAACCGUCGAGCUGUUCCCAUAGAAAAACGCCGCCAUUACACAGCCCCACAUAAUAACCUCAUCCGAAAGAGUUUCAAUCAACUGCCUACAACUGACGAUGACACUUUUAACAAAGCAGUAUUGGAAACACGACGUGCAAGAGAUGAUUUAGACAUGGAAAGAGCCUUGAGGCAACGUAUAGAUGCACCUGAUGUAGUACGAAGUACUUUAAGCAGUAAAGAACUUAAAUAUACUGAGAAUACUAUUGAUAACUUAUUUGGUGCACCAAAUAAGAUUUUUAUUCCCGAGAGGUACAUACCCGAACAAACUCCGCAGUUGUCCGCUGAAGAAGAAGAGCACAGAUUGAGGAAAGUCGAAUCCAUCAAGAAGAUGCUCUCGGAUACUACUAUUCUAAGCACUAGCACUGCCAAUUUGGCUAAUGGAGAUGAAGGUGAGACUUCUACUGCUGCUGCAAGUACCACAACCAAAGCCACAACGAAGAUGAUCGAAGAGAAGAAGCAGCGUGAGCAUCUCUUGCAGUUGAAUCAGAUCCUCGCGAAGCAAGUGAUGGAGAUGAGCAAGAUCGUCGCAGUCAAAGCGCUCUCCAAACUGCCACUGGAAUCACAGGCGGGGAAUUCGGAUGAUGAGGAUUCUUCGCCCAUAUCGCCGCUGCCAUUGUAUCAGCAACGUGAUAAUUUUUAUAGUUAGAUCGUUGAGAGGUUAUGUACAUGGUGUCAUCAGUCACACUUCGAAUCAAACUGUAUUUGUGUUCACGUUUGGCCUAAACAUGAUGUAGUAGACGUAGUUAAUGUUAACAAACGAGAAAAUCAUUGCAAAUCAUAUCGUUGUAGUCAGAAAAUAUUCAUGUUUGGUGUAAGUGUGGUUAAACGGUUUGAAAAUGACAGAAAAGUUUUUUUUCAAAGUUUUUUGUUAAUAAUUCAAAAACUAAAAGAGAUAGAGUGAUAAUUUUUUCAGCAUUCUAUCCGGGAUGAAAUUUAACAUCUAUUUACAUUAAGACUUGAUUAAUAUUACAUUUAAAUAAUUAAUUAUUAGCAAAAUUAUUCAAUUUUUUAAUUCAUUUGAAAUUUUUUGAUUUUUCAUCAAUAAGUUCUGUUACAAAAACAAUUUCUAGUGUUUUUCUUGAUAAUUACACGUAGAAUUUAAUACACAACAGUUCUAUGAAAGAAUCAUACCUCUAUCACUUUGUAUACUUGAGUUAUUAACAAAAAACAAACAAAAAAAACAAUUUUAUAAAAUUUCAGACAGUUAAACUACACUUAAACCAAAUUAUCGACCAAAUAUGAAAGCAAGAUAUCACGUGAGUUGUUGAUCGGUCACAAACCAUCAGUUUGUGGACAAAAUGGCCGCCACCAAAGAAAAAAACAAUUAUCAUUAUCAGUAUUAGCACUGAGUGCCGGACAAUAAAAAUCGAACGUGUUCACCGUUCAUCAAACAUCAAUUCUAACUUAACGCUCACAAAAUAUUUUAAAUUUUAAGCAUUUUAACGACCCGAACACACUCAAUACACAUCAAUCGUAGCAGAUUAUCUCUAAUAUAAAAUAUCAUCGAUAUCAUAACCACAAGAGUUGCAAACAAACACAAAACACUGAUAUAAUCUAAUUAAUAUGCGAUUAAUCCUUAAAAGACUUAACUUUCGAGUAUAUAAACGUUAACGCUCACGUUAUGCAAUUAAACGUAAUUAGACAAUGUCAAUGAUAGUCAAUCCAAACCCUAACGCAAACAAUACUCAAUUAUUUACUAAACUAUCGAGACUACUAACGAAAUAUAUACAUAUAUACAUAAAUAAAUAAAUGAAUAUAAACGUUAUCGCAUUCUAUCAUUCUAUGAACAAAUGUAUGACACGUUGUUAGAUCGAUUUACAUUUGCAAUUAGCGCAAAUCGCAAUUAAACGCAAGACAAAACAAGACACAUUGUUUGUAGAGUUAGAUUUCAACGAAGACUUAUUCCUUCCUACAUGGCAAUAUGCAUAUUCACGAUCACAUGUGUGAUCUAUAUAUUAUUAUAUAAGUGAGGUUAUACACGCGCCCCGCACAUUUCGAGGUUAAUAGUUGAAUGGUUGAGGUUACAACACAAUUGUAAAUAUAAUUUUUGAUAUUCCAAGACACAGAAAUGACGAAAACUUCGUUCAAAUGUAAUUUAACUCAUUAAAUAUGAUAAUUUAUUGUUUUUUGUUUUUGGGUGAUUAAUGUUGAGCUCAUUAUCAGUAUUAUUCAUUUGAAUGUAUGUACCAGUGUACAAAUAUGUUAUACUUGUUGGGAUAUUACAUUAUUGUGAUUGAAACGAAAUAAAACUUGAUAAAUGAA
Dalotia coriaria is the source of this 7839-nucleotide messenger RNA. RefSeq lists its product as uncharacterized. The record is from RefSeq and is a predicted model, not a curated record. NCBI's taxonomy places the organism in Eukaryota, Metazoa, Arthropoda, Insecta, Coleoptera, Staphylinidae.